AUGUUCGACCUUUUUCGGAUCUUUCCUCAAGCUCUGUUUUAUUGCCGGUCCGUCGUGACUUUCGUGAGUUGAUGAUUCAAAAAACGUGAUCAGAUCAGAUCACAAGAUUCUUUUCAGAUCAUUUUCUUGGGUUUCGCGGUCAUGAUUCUCGUGCUCCUUCACAUGUACUAUUUCGAGGAGAAGGAUCAGGAGGGAGAGGAUGGGUGCGAGGAGCCGACCGUCGUGGACACCGAAUCGGACAGCACCGAGACAAGAGUCGAAUCGCCGGAACCCGGUGGCAUCUGAUAAUUCUGGAUUUCCGUAUCAUCCAAUAAAGUCAUUACCAAAAGAAUACAUGCCCAACUCUCAAAAGAUUGCACUCUUCUGAAACAAGUCACAGGAUUCCAUCCAAUUUUCUCAUGCGGGGGCGUUUUCAAUUAUUCGGGAGGCAGCCAAUAUAAACAUUGCUAGUAGUUUUAGUUUCUGUCAUAUUUCUUUCUGGUAUUUGCAAUAAGACUGUGAAACCUCAACGUUAUAGUUCACACACAAACCAUUUUUUAGUUACAACCGGCUUGGAGAUCUUUACACCCUAGGUGUCACAUUAAUUAGAUGGAACAUCAUCUAAUCGUUGAAAAACUUUAUACGGAGACCGGUGGUAAUGCAAUUUUUAAUUCAUCACCCAGCUUUUUUGACGUUUUCCGCGGGCAGACGAACAAACAGACACGGAGGUCUGCGCGGGCGAGAUUCCACAAAAUAGCGCCAUUGCAUCAGUCUAACAUAUCUGUAUGGAUCUCAAGUUUCUUCGCGAAAAUUUGCUUUCUAGUCAUUCAUUUUUAAAGUGAUCAAUAAAUAAAUUCGUCAUAUGACCGCGACCGGUAAGUAACACCGCAAACAAGCGCAGAAACACAAAUUUGGAGAGGUUUUCCUGACCAUUGUGAAGAAAACCUUUUUGUCUCUUUAUUUAUUUUUCUGGCCAAAUUAAAAUUUGAAAACUAUUAUUUUUUAAGAGAAUCACUUUCUGAUGAUGAAAUCACUUUGAAAGAUCGAUUAGUUUCGAAGGCAUUCGCUCGUUUGCGCUCGUCAUGUGUUCUACACUUGUUUCUCACUCUUACUCUGUCUCUCUACUAUCUCCGUUUUUUCCACUGCCAAUCGUUUAUUUUCAAUGUAGAUCCACUCUUUGUGUGUGAUUUUCAGAGAAAAAAAAUCUACGAUGUCUUCCAAGAAUUGCUCGAAAAAUUUUCACGCGUGUCAAUGGGAGAGAGAUGUAAAUUUAAAAUAAAUUUUCCCAUUUGGAGUGAAAUCCGUUCCUUUUCAGAUCUUCUUCUUCCUCGCUCUCCUAUUUCUGGUCCUCAAUCUCGGACAGCUCGUUUUCACUUUCCGUACCAAGCUUUUCCGAUGCAUUCGCCGCGGAGCCGACCGUAUUCAAGCCGAAAUUCCGGAAUACGAGGAGCCGAUCAUCGGAAUUCGCGACUAAUUUAUUGGUCAGUUUCGAGUAGUAAACAAAUUUGCGCCAAAGGUUCACAUUCGUUUUGCUAACUUUGCGUUUUUGGACCAUUCAAACGGCUCUACCGGCAGUGAGAACUAGGGACAUAGAUUUUAUUGAAAAAUAAAGUUUCUAUGGGAUAAUCGAAUCAAAUUCAAGUUCGAAAUACAGUUUUUUUCAGAGAAUGGUUCCCCCCAAUGCCUUGCUCGUCUUCUCAGCCCAAACUGACACAAUUUCUUCGUCAUAA
Messenger RNA from Caenorhabditis sp. 36 PRJEB53466, 1709 nucleotides. NCBI's taxonomy places the organism in Eukaryota, Metazoa, Nematoda, Chromadorea, Rhabditida, Rhabditidae. The record is from the annotation of a GenBank genome assembly.